Neltuma alba is the source of this 573-nucleotide messenger RNA. Its product is annotated as protein NDR1-like. Bases 1 to 573 code for a protein of 190 amino acids. The transcript has a single exon. The record is from RefSeq and is a predicted model, not a curated record. Lineage: Eukaryota; Viridiplantae; Streptophyta; Magnoliopsida; Fabales; Fabaceae.
AUGGAACCCAAAUGUUAUGUCACGAUCUUCAACGUUCCUGCUCUGAACGAAACCUUGAAGACCUCUUCCAACCCCACCAUCGUCUCCACGGUGGAGUUUGAUAACGUAAACACAGAAUAUGGGAUCGAGUACGACAACAUCAACAUCACCUUCGGCAUUUUCCUAGAUCAGAGUAGGACCAGGCCGAUAGGGAAUUAUACUAUCGAAGGGUUCUACCAGGGCUACGAGAUGAAUGAGCUUAAGCGGGCUUCCGUCGAGAUUGAUGGCAGUGGACUUAACCGGACGGCAAAAAAAGUGGAAGGGAAAACACAUUUCCGGGUGGAUUUCAUGACGUCGGUGAAGUACAAGAACUCCGGGCCGUACACAAAACGACAGAGCUUAUGGGGAGGAGCAAAUGUCCCUGUCGAUGAUUCCGGAAACAAAGCAGGGAAGAAACAUAUCAUACUCUGGCACACGGUCCCCGUGAUCGUGUCCGGCGCACCACUGCUCGCCGGAUGCUCUACUAUGAUGAUUCUGGGUCCUUUCGUAUAUGUCUUGUUUCUCUCUCUAGCCAUAUUUCUCUCCUUCUCUUAG